AUUAUUGUCCCUUCCACCAGUGUAGCACAAGUGGCGCGUAUAAUGAAAGUGUUAGGAAUAAAUAGUGAUUUAGUAAGUAGCUUAUUUUCAGUGGGAAAAUUGUACUUUUAAGCACAAAAAUAUAGUUUAACUUCCAGAGAAAAGAAGGAUAUGAAAUGUUACGUGUUAAACGUGUAUUUAAAUAAAGCCGACUGUAAAGCUACCAAAUGUUUAUGUCAGCGGCUAAGCUAAUGUUUUUGUUAGCGGCUAAGCUAAGUGUUUGUGAAGCUUGUUUAUUCCUUUAACAGAGAAAUUGUUUAUUAUUUGUUAUUAUUUGCAGUCAGGGUUGGUUUAGAGAGAGAAAAACGAGGUGUACGGAGGUCUAGCUGAGCUAUAUAGAGCUCAUAACAUGCAGGUGAAGCUAAAUGGAGAUUUCUAGUCGAAGCAGACAUGAAUCCUUCAGUCAGGCGAAAACUCACUGAUAACAAACCUGGAUUUUCCCGAGACAAGAGCAGCAAAGGGGAAGAGAAUGAAGGUAAACAGGGAACAUCGAGUGUUUCUCUUCCUUCGUCUUCAUCCAGAGAAGAAGAGCCAAGUGCAAACAGCACAGAGUCGUCGAGACGAGCAGGAAGGAGUAAAGCUGAAGCAAAGCGUGACUUAUCGUCAGAUGAUGAUGCAGAGAAGACUCUUAUCAUCACAGUCGGUAGCGAGCAGAGCUGCUCUCGGCAAAGUGGGAAAGCCAAAGUAGGUGUGAAGAGAAAACGAGAGAUGAGUGAAACAGGGCUCCAGCAAGAGGAGGAUGAACUCCAGCCGGAGGUGGAGAUUGACCGAGAGCUGGACAGGGAGCUGGAGAACAAGUCACGUCAACAUAACCUGACCUCAGCUAACGUGCGCAGUAUUAUACACGAGGUGAUUACCAACGAGCAUGUUGUGGCAAUGAUGAAAGCUGCUAUCAACGAGACCGAACCCGUUCCUGUGUUUGAGCCUAAGAUGACUCGCUCUAAGUUGAAGGAGGUUGUGGAGAAAGGAGUGGUUAUUCCUACUUGGAACAUUUCGCCGAUCAAGAAGCCAAGCAAAUUACAGGGCCCACAGUUUGUGGACAUUCCUUUAGAGGAGGAGGAUUCGUCUGAUGAAGAGUACCACCCUGAUGAAGAGGAGGAGGAUGAGACAGCCGAGGAUACACUUCUGGAAAGUGAUUUGGAGAGUACAGCAUCAUCACCACGCGGCAGUCGACUAAACCUUAACAGAUCCUACAGCGAACAUGAUGUGGAAAACAGCUGCAGCCCCAGACAGAUAGCACAUAGCUCCCGCAGGUCACAGCAUGUGCGGGUGGCGGUUGUACCCAUGGGCCCACCUCCACCUCCUCAGGGCCCGGAGCCUCCACGACUCCAGACUGAUUGCAGCUUCAUGGAGAAACUACACGCUGUGGAUGAGGAGCUGGCUAUUGGUUCUGACUGCAUGGACUCUUACCAGACUCUUGCCAGUACUGGAGUAGAAGGUGAAGAGAGCCUAAUGGCUUUCCGCACUCGUUCCAAACGGCCACUGAGAGACGUGCCUCUGGGUCGUUUAGAGGCGGAGCUUCGAGCUCCCGACAUCACCCCGGAUAUGUAUGAGUUUGGCCUCGCCCCUGAGGACAGAGAGUGGACACAGUGGCUGCAGGGCCUCAUGAACUCCGACGUAGAGAACGAAGAGGAGGGUGAUGACGAAGAUGAUCCAGAGUAUAACUUCCUGGCUGAAAUCGACGAACCGGAUGUGGAAGAUUACCGCAACGACAAGGCAGUGCGCAUCACCAAGAAAGAAGUGAAUGAUCUGAUGGAGGAGCUGUUUGACACUUUUCAGGAUGAAUUAGGGGGUCAGGAUGAUGAAGGCCAUGAGGAGGAGGAGGAAAAGGAGGAAGAAGACAAUCACCAGCAAGAGCCACCCAGUAUUCUGGAAACAACUCAGUAUGAGGACCCAUUGGCAGACAUUCUGAACCAGCGCUACAGCACAGUAAAGGAGCAGUUGGAUGCUAUCCGCAAUCGAAAGGCCCUGUUGGAGAUUAAAGGAGUGUCAGUUCCCCUCAAACGCUCCUCUUGCCCCACCUCAUUGUAUCUAAGCCCCACACAGAAGCUCUGCCUCCAGCAGCACAUACAACAGCACGUGCAGCUCCUGACGCAGGUCAACAUGCUGAGCAGGUCAGUGGAAGCUCUUCAGACUGAGGCCUGCACAGCUCGACAGUUCCUGUCAGAGCUGCAGUUCUUUGCAGAACAAGCAGAACAGGCACAUCGGGUCAUGGAUCCUGGAUUCGUCAGCAUCUUCAGAGUGUGUAACCUGCAGCCUGCUGUGUCUCUGCUCGAGGAACUGGAUCAGUCUCCUAAAUCGGACGCUCAUAAACCUUACCCCGUGUUCCAAGGGUCCCUGAUUUCAGCUGAUCUAGCCUGGUUGAUGGUGACGCGCCCAGUGUUUCUCUACCCACAACUACUUCCUGUGGUUAGACUUCGCCGGUUUAGUCAGAAAGGGCCUUUUACAUCUGCAGAAAACUGUCUGGUGGUUUUAGGACAUCAGCACCUAAAGGGCACCGUGAAUCCUUUCAGGCUGACCUGUCAGUACCUGCUUGCAUCAAGAAAUGUCAUCUGCCUGAGAAUAUUCAUUCGCUCAGCAUGUCGCAAACAACGUCCCAACUUCGUAAAGAGAUACUUUCUAGAAGGAAAAUGUCCCCCCAUGCCUUUGGCCUGUGAGAAAGUUUGUCCCGGUGAUCAGCGUCCCCCAGUGGAAAGAGAGACACACCUCAUGCCUCGCUGGCUUUCGAAAAACCUUAAACUAAUCCAUGAAGAAGUGCGAAAAUACAAUCUUCAGCUCUCCAAUACUGAACAUGUCAAUCCUGAGGAAGACACUGCCUCGAAAGAUGAGUCAUCCUGUCCAUCCUACAGCUUUCCCCCAGGUACCCGCUACCCUCCCAGCCUGCCCGAUUCCCUCACCCGCACUCUUAAACAACACCAUUUUCCAGUUCCUAAAUCCUCUAGAAAAAAGAAAUCACGUUCACGCACUACAAACCAAUCCAAAACACCGCCUUCGAUGAAAGAUCUGGAGAAAGCUCUGAGUCGUCUACCACCUCUUCUGCCAAAGUUUGCUAACCAGAACAUUGAGCCUGAUCGGAAUGUUUCUAAAAAGCAAAAAAUUAAAUGUAGAACUAAAUCCACUCAAAGUGCUGGGAAGACUAGAAACUCAAAAAAUUCAUCAAAACGAAACCAAGGAAAUGCUGUAAUUUUACCCACCACUCCGGUUACUUCCAGUGGAGAAACCCAGAUAUCAGUGCCACCUGCUGGUGCAGUAGGUCAGGGAAACGUCAUCAUGGCUUUAUCUAACGCACUCAUAUGCCCUACCCAGAGUGCUACACUAGUGGUCCAGACGACGUCAUCCUUCAACCCGUUGGUUAAAGAGCACAUGAAUCAGCGCUGUGGCACAUUACUCAAGCUGAGCAUGGGACAAAGCCCCAAUUUAAACCCUCUAUCUGUAUCUUCUCAAUAUUUUCUACUGCCUACAGGCUGCGUAGUUACAAACAGCCUAAACGUGAACCCGGAUCACAGCAGGAAAUCCAGUGCAGCUCAGGAAUCAGGGCUGAAAGACCUUGACAGACCUUUAGAGAAGUUUCCAGAAAGCACAACAGUUUCUCAAGCUAGCGUCGCUGAAGGUAACACCGUCCAUGUAAACAACAUAACGGAGACGACAGUUCAUGAGGAGGAACUUGAGUACGGAGACGACGACUUUAGAGAGCGAUUCCUCACCUUGUCAGAGUCUUCUGGAAGCCCAGCAGCUAGUUUGUCUGGGGACGACGAUGGCAUGGAGACAGUGGAUGAUGUAGAGGAACACAGGCAAAGAGCAUCACCGACAUCGAGGACUGCGCAGCAGAAUGAGCAGCCAUGCUGGACCGAAGAAGAGAACGGCAAGAGGGAAGAUGCAGGGAUGCAGGAGGAGAAGUCACAAAGCCCGGCCAACAUCACAUCAUCUGCUUCUGUAACAGAAGGACUGACUUUGCCAGAGAUUCAGGAGAUGAUGGAGAAAAGACUGGAAGAAAUGCCAGCUACAGGACAAGACAUCCAGGAGUCAGGGCUUCUCCACAGAGAUUUGUCUGAUGAGGAUCCUCUAAGAGAAGUUAAAGACAUCGCCUUUGCACAAGCUUAUUUAGAGAAGGUGUGUGAGGCUCUGCAGGCGCUGCCGGGGAAGGUGGAGGAGUUCCUGAGCGUUCUGUACGAGUUUCAGAGUAACCCCAAUGGCAUUAAGGCUGUGGAUCUCUUCAAGAGACUCCAGCCUGUACUGAGCAACUGGCCUGAGCUGCUCCGAGACUUUGCUGCCUUUCUGCACCCAGAACAAGCACAGGAGUGUGGCCUGCUGGAGGAGCAGCAGGCGUUUGAAAGAAGUCGGAGGUUCCUGCGGAAGCUGGAGCGUAGUUUCGGAGAACACUCCAUGCACUACAGGAGGGUGGUGCGCACUCUGCAGCAGGGGCUACCUAAAAGUCACAGAGGCUCAGAAGAGAUGAAGGCUCAGAUAGCGAUGCUCUUUCGUGACCACACCCACUUGCUGGAGGAGUACUGGGUGUUUUAUGAGCAGCUCCACCCCACAAUGCCACAGCACAUGUCUGAUGAUGAUGAUGAUGAAGAAGAGGAUGAGUUGGAGACUGACGGCAUACCCAGUGCUCACAUGGUACACAGUGUAGGGGAAAGCCAGCGAAUCGAGAAGGCAGCAUAUCAAAUAAGUCAAAGCCACAUUCAGAGUACCCAUGUACCAGAGAGCCGUAGUGUAGGAACAGAGAUAACAGAUGAGCAGAACAGAGACAAACACCACAAAGCUUCACAGAGUCCCUUCUGUGCCAAGAACAGUUCACGCACGCCAAGCGGAGAGAAAGUUGUGCUCUGGACAAGGGAAGCAGAUCGUGUGAUACUUACCACAUGUCAGCAAAGAAGAGCCUGUCAAAGCACCUUUACAUCUAUUGCUGCUCAGCUGGGUAAUAAAACAGCCACAGAGGUUGGUGCACGCUAUCAGCACCUUAUAAAACUGUUCCACAAAUCAUCAUCACGGCAGCCACAUGGACCACGAGGGCCAGUUCCACCUGAGUGAAGAGAAAUCAGACUAGUGCAUGUUUACAGUUCACAUCAAAUGUUCUAUUAAUUUUGCAUUCAGAAUGCACAAAGCACAAACUCACAGCCUUUGAUUUGGACUUUUCCUCUUAAAUAAAGUUUUAGUCUGUUUAGUUGAAACCAUUUGGUUAUGUAGGCAGUUUUACAUCAGGUUUUAUGUUAAAAAUACAGAAUCACACUACCAUUUUUUAUGAUCUACUGGUACUACUUGGAUUAAAUGUGAAGAGAGGAACGUGCUGUCUGUGACUGGGAUCCAUGACCGCGGACCAUCGAGAAGGUUUUGAAGGACAAAAUGUUUCAUCGUAGUAACAGCGCGAUGGAGACGAUGAGGGAGGUCAAUCACAGGAACACUGGGCGUGACGUGAGGAUACU
Tachysurus fulvidraco (yellow catfish) is the source of this 5465-nucleotide messenger RNA. RefSeq names its product gon-4 like a (gene gon4la). The record is from RefSeq and is a predicted model, not a curated record. Gene Ontology annotation, cellular component: nucleus. Gene Ontology annotation, biological process: regulation of DNA-templated transcription. The transcript has 28 exons. Bases 430 to 5073 code for a protein of 1547 amino acids. Gene Ontology annotation, molecular function: transcription coregulator activity. NCBI's taxonomy places the organism in Eukaryota, Metazoa, Chordata, Actinopteri, Siluriformes, Bagridae.